AGUAGUUUCCGUAUUACUGGUGUAUCUUCUGGAUGUGCAUUAUUUAUGCGGUUUAUAACAUUUGCUAAGUUGGAUAAUAUUACAGUGAACCUAUAUUUAUGGACUUCUCACAAUAGCGGACUACUUAUUAAUGGAUAUUUUAUCGGGUCCCGGCAAAAAUAUACUUAUUAGAUAGGCCCUAAGUAUUCCUAAGUUACUGGACCCUUCGAUACAACUGUAAUAUAUUUUUAAUUUUUGAAUAGCCAAUAAGUGCAAAGAUAUGUAUAAUUUUACAUAAAUCAAUAGUGAAAAUAAUUAUUUAGUGCACCACAAAUAUUAAUGAAUAUUCAUCUGCAUAAUGACUUUACAUAGCCAGCAUUGAAAUAAUUAUCGGUAUUUCAAAGUUUUCUAAAUUUGUGUGUAUAUGAGUACACCAUUAUGUCUUGUGGUAAGAGAAAAAGAUUAACUUUGGCACAAAAAAUUGAAAUCAUAAAAUUUGUGGAAACAGAAAAUGUUGGAGUACGAGCAGUAGCCGAAAAAUUUAAUAUUGGUAAAACGCAGGUUAGUGAUAUAUUAAAAAACAAAGUUUAUUUAUCACAAACAUUUGUGAAGCAAGGAAGUGAAAAAUCAAAACGUAAAUUUCCAAAAUCGGAUGGUGAAAUAAUUGACACAGUGAUAUUUCAAUGGUACCUACAUGCUCGCGUCAACAAUUUUCCAAUCUCAGGUCCAGUAUUGAAAGAAAAAGCAUUAGAAUUGGCAUCAGAAGUUGGCCUUAAUGAAUUUAAAGCAUCUAAUGGAUGGUUGCAAAAAUUUAAAGACAGGCAUCAAAUUUCUUAUAAAAAUAUUAACGCAAAUCCUACAUCACUAAAAGAAUGUGUUAUUACUGAAUGGUUAAAUAAUGUAAAAGAAAUUAUUAAAGAUUAUAAGGAACGGGAUAUAUUUAACUGUGAUGAAACUGGUYUAUUUUAUCGUAUUCUUCCUGAAAAUACAAUGAACUUUAUAAAUGAGACCUGUAUUGAUGGAAAUUUAUCAAAAGAAAGACUGACCAUUAUGUUGUGCACUAACAUGGAUGGAGAAUUUGAAAAACCAUUGAUUAUAGGAAAGGUUGGGAAACAUAAUUGCUUUAAAAACAUUAAUAUAGACAACCUAAACAUUGUUUGGAAGUCCAACACUAAAGCAUGGAUGACACGUAACAUUAUGACUGAGUGGCUUUUAGAUUUUGAUUAUAGAAUGACUCAAUCAAAAAGAAAUAUAGUUMUUUUUCUAGAUAAUGCAAGUUCUCAUCCUUUGCUUAACAAUCUGCAAUCUAUUAAAUUAAUAUUUUUUCCACCAUAUUUAUCAUGUUGCUGUCAUCCUCUGAAACAAGGAGUUAUUCAAAAUUUUAAAAUUUUAUAUCGACAAUGUGUAUURAAAYAUCAGCUAUCAAUAAUGGACAAUAGUCCUCGGUUACUAAAUAGAAUCAAUGUGCUACACGCAAUUCUUUGGAUAAAACAUGCUAUUAAUGAAGUUAAAAGAUCAACAGUCAGAAAUAGUUUCAUUAAAUCUGGUAUCUUGAUCUCAGAUGAAAACCUAACAGAAGAUAAUCAUGCAACUAAUGAUUAUAAAGCAUUAUUAUUUCGUUUGAUUGGCGAUGAUUCAAUUAAUUAUGCGGAGUUAGAUAACAAACUUUUAACCGAAAAUCAAUCAUUAGAUUUAAUCAAAAUAAUGCAAGAAAUCAUUGAUCCACAAAUAAGUGAUGAAGAUGAUACUGAAGAUGAUACCUCAUAUUUUCUCAAUGAAGAUAUAGUCUUGACAAAUUUAGGACAAAUUUCUGAGUCCACUGAAACAAAGAAAAAUGAACAUCAAGUUAUUAGUUAAAAAUCAUUUUUCUUUAUUUUUAAUGUUUGCAACUUGUAGAU
Diuraphis noxia (Russian wheat aphid) is the source of this 1877-nucleotide messenger RNA. RefSeq names its product eukaryotic translation initiation factor 2B subunit alpha (gene eIF2Balpha). Gene Ontology annotation, biological process: translational initiation. The record is from RefSeq and is a predicted model, not a curated record. Gene Ontology annotation, cellular component: eukaryotic translation initiation factor 2B complex. Lineage: Eukaryota; Metazoa; Arthropoda; Insecta; Hemiptera; Aphididae. Gene Ontology annotation, molecular function: translation initiation factor activity; guanyl-nucleotide exchange factor activity.